AGAUAGUGUUGCAAACUGCGAAUGAAUGUGUGAAUCAGUGUUUACGGUAAGGAGAGGGUACCUCGACCAAGGAAAAGGCCGAUAUCUUCUUCUCACAAAUUGAGUUUUCUCCCUUCGAUCAACAGCAGCAGCAGCCACCACCCAUCAUCAACACCGCGAUGCACUUUACUAUGUCGACAGAGAAGUUGUCAGGUCGAGGCAAGGAUAUGGUGCCUCUGGCCGACGACUUUGUACCUGGCCCCGGACACGUUAUCUGCGCCAAAGGCAAACAGGCCAAGCAACAUCCUGCCAAUCGAAUGCUGAAAAACCUUGUCCAGUCCAAGCUGAAGGAGUAUUCCGAGUGUCCUUCCAAACUGGAAAGGUCCUUUAUCGUGUCGGCAAUCUUGAAGACCAUCCGCCAAAAUGGAGGAUUUGUACGCAAUAUCAAUGGAAAAUGGUUUGAUAUUGGAGACCGCAACAGCAAGGAAAAGAUUGGGCAAUUGUUCCGUGACAAUCUUUCUCACAUGUUCAAGUCUUCCACCAAAGCCAAGGCCAGUAUCCGGCGCCAGAAGAGGAAUUCAUCUGGAGAUAGCGCUUCCGGCUCUUCCAACGACUCUGAUAAAAACGAGUCUCCUCCCCAACGCGCAAAAUCCACUUAUACCUUCCCCAUCUCCGAAGUUACCAUCGAUACCUCCGCCCCACAGCCUGAUGCCGCCAAGUCCAAUGGCAAACAAUACACCAUGGAAGUCAGUGACUUAGAGCCCAUUCCUCUGGCAGACGCCACUGUGGCUCAAUUCGGUAGCAUGGAAUAUGAUACCUCUUCCAGUGCUGUUAGCUCCAACGCAUCCUCCUUUGACAGUUCCAUGCAUGAUCUCUACAGUCAUCUCUCUUGUUCCGUCUUGUCCAGUACCACUGCGAACACUAUGGCAUCUUCUCAAUUCAACAAUUCCGCCUUCCAACAACAACAAGCUAAUAAUGCCAAUGUCGCGAUGGAUAACCAACAACAGCAGUCUCUGUUGUCCAGUCUGCAAGUCCAAUCUGGCGUGGCCUUGCCCAGUCCUUAUGCCCUCCGAGCUCAGUUGGCUUUAUCGGGACACUUUAGCAACUAUCAGAACAACAACACGAGUCCCCUCAGCAUUGACCAGAGCAACUUUCUAUUAUCCAGCUUGCAAGCUCCUUCCAGCGCCAUGCUUCCCGAAUCCCUCGAGCCAACGCCCAUUGCUCCAACUUCGACGCACUUGUUGGCUCGACAACAGCAGCUUCAACGACAGCAGCAACAUCAGCAACAACAACAGUCCUCCACGAACACAACCAAUUCUGCUGCCGGCGACAGCAACACGGAGGAAGAACAAUGCGCUCAAAGCAGUCUCAAGGCUCAAUGGAAGCGACAGUUCGAGUAAACCUCCUCUUUGACUCGACUACUAAUGCCAAGAGGCAAGACUACUACAUCAACUAAACAUCAAUAUCUAAGACUACAUCGACUUAAGUUAAAACAUCACUAACGAAUACUACAUCAAUGCCUGCACUACUUCCAAAUCAUAAUGCUGUAGGGCCCUGCUC
Seminavis robusta is the source of this 1539-nucleotide messenger RNA. The record is from the annotation of a GenBank genome assembly. Lineage: Eukaryota; Bacillariophyta; Bacillariophyceae; Naviculales; Naviculaceae.